AUGGCGGAGUACAGUGGCGCGAUCUCUCUGUCCCGAGACAUGUCUCACUCCUCUGAUGAUGACGAUGAGGAGCAGAGCCCAGGGAUCCUGGUGCCGUUCACUGGGGGCAGCGCCGGAGCUGGGUCGUCGAAGGUGAAGGUCAACUUCAAGGGAGGCAGCAGCACUGGAGGGGAAGGAGGGUCGUCGGCGGAGGCGCCGCGGAAGCCGAGAGGCCGACCACCUGGUUCGAAGAACAAGCCCAAGCCUCCCAUUGUGAUAACGAGGGAGUGUGAGUCUGGGAUGAAGCCAAUUGUGAUCGAGGUGGCGCCCGGGAACGAUCUGUUCGAGACGGUGGUGCAGUUCGCUCGUCGCCGCCGCGUGGGCAUCACGAUUCUUCAUGGGUUCGGGACCAUAUCGAACGUGACCUUUCGCCAGCCGGUGCCCCACGCGCCGACUUACUCUCUCCAUGGACCUCUGUGCAUCAUCUAUAUAUCUGGGUGGUAUCUGGGGUGUCCAACUCCUGCGACUCCUGCCACAUCGAGGGCUUCGUUUUCUGUGUCUGUUGCAGGCACUCAAGGUCAGAUUUAUGGAGGGCAAGUUGCAGGAAAGGUGACAGCUUCUGGACCUGUGACUCUGAUUGCCUCCACUUUCACCAACCCUUCGGUUCAUAGGCUCCCAUCUGAUAUAGAGGAUACUGACGAAGGUAAGAACAAUGGUGGUGCAAGCACUUCCGGAGCUGGGACUAGUGUGGCCAUGAGUGGUGCUUACAGUGUUAUUGCAGCUCCGCUGAACAGCCAGAUGGCUCCCGAUGUCAUGCACUGGACCGCUACACCUCGUCCUCCCUACUAG
Messenger RNA from Vitis vinifera (wine grape), 828 nucleotides. RefSeq names its product AT-hook motif nuclear-localized protein 28. Gene Ontology annotation, cellular component: nucleus. Lineage: Eukaryota; Viridiplantae; Streptophyta; Magnoliopsida; Vitales; Vitaceae. The record is from RefSeq and is a predicted model, not a curated record. Gene Ontology annotation, molecular function: minor groove of adenine-thymine-rich DNA binding; DNA-binding transcription factor activity. Bases 1 to 828 code for a protein of 275 amino acids. The transcript has a single exon.